Molecule: messenger RNA, 2217 nt
Organism: Macrosiphum euphorbiae (potato aphid)
Lineage: Eukaryota; Metazoa; Arthropoda; Insecta; Hemiptera; Aphididae
Source: the annotation of a GenBank genome assembly
AUGAACAACAACAAUAUGGGGAAAUUAUCUUUGGUAGCAGUUACAAUUUUGGUGGCUACUGUGGCCGCAUAUCCAAGCAAACCAUCUUUCCUCGGGUGCCAGAGCUCAGAAGACUGCGGCAUGGACGAAUGUUGCGUUUUAGAUGUCAAUGUCAAUAAUCGUCUAAAACCUGCUGUAUGCAGAAAUUUAAAUAAAACAUUUCGUAAUAUACAUACGUACAACAAUGAGGAUGAUGGAUUUUUAAAAAACUAUAUAUUACAAUGGGUAAAUAAAUCAGAACCAUCGUAUGGUCUGUCAGAUAAUGAUGAUAUGUUAAUAGCUGAAAAACACAUUGAAGAUAAUGGUGAAAUUGGAAGCCAACUAAGUGUUAUUUUGGGUACAACUGUUUCAUCUUUUGAAAACCUCAUUCCUAUUGAACAGGAUCAUGAUGAAAUUGAUGGUGAACUAAGUGUAAUUUUGGAAACAGCAGUUUCAUCUUUUGAAAACCUUAUACCUAUGGAACAGGAUCAUGACGAAAUUGAGGGCGAAUUAAGUAUAAUUUUGGGUACAGCUGAACCAUCAUUAGUUGGAAGUCAUGAAGAACAUAAUUUGAAUACAGAAUAUAAUACAAUUAAUAAAAGAAAGUCCAGGGUGAGUGUGAAAGGUGAUACCAGACAAUUUAGAAUUUAUAGAAAUCAAAGAAGAAAUACUGGAAUGGAAUAUAUAACUAAUACAGGGAAAAUAAUAAGUAGUAGAAAAAGAAGGGAUACACCAGAAAAACAAAAACCAAGGGAAAAAACAUAUCAAUAUUAUGUACCAAAAAAUGGUGAGUUAUUACGUGUAUGUAAAGGUUGUUUUAUGAAAAUAUUUGGUGAAAAUACCAAGUUUUUGAGAAAUAUUUGUACUAAUAUGCUAAGUUCACCAGCACAGCGAUGUUCUCCAGAUAAAAGAGGUCGUGCACCACCUGGAAACAAACGCUCUCAAGAUGAUAUUAAAUUGUUGAUUAAUCAUAUUAACAAACUUCCAUGUUACGAAAGUCAUUAUUGUAGGAAGGAGACUUCAAAAAAGUAUUUACCAAGCCAUUUUACAUUACAACGAGCUUAUGAUGAAUAUAAAACAAGUGUAGAAAAGCCAGUAAGUCGAACACUGUAUGAAAAAUAUUUUAAAAAUGCAGGGUUGAAAGUCAAGAAUCCCAAAAAAGACACUUGCGCACUGUGUGACAAGUUUAAAAUACAGCUUACUGAUAACAUUAUUUCACCAGAAGAAAAAUCUAAAAUAAUUGAAGAUAAGAUAAAACAUCAAGACGAAGCUGAGCAAACCUAUGAAUUAAAAAGAAACGACAUAGCCACCAUGUCCAAAAACCAAUGUGUUUUAUCGUUUGAUUUACAACAGUGUCUUCCAACACCCUCAUUAGAAAGCUCUGUUGCAUUUUAUAAACGACAAUUGUGGACCUACAAUUUAACUGUGCACAAUUGUGCAUCUAAUACAGCAACAUGUUAUAUUUGGUACGAAACUUUAGCCAAACGAGGGGCUAAUGACAUUGGUUCAUGUGUGUACAAUUAUUUAACUAAUUUACCAAAAAAUAUAACACAUGUAACUAUGUACAGUGAUUGCUGCCCUGGGCAAAAUAAAAACAGUAUUCUAAUGGCAAUGUGUCUGUUUUUCUUGGAUCAACAGGAAACUGUUCAAAUAAUUGAUCACAAGUUUAUGGUAUCAGGCCACUCCAGAAUGGAGUGUGACUCAGAUCAUGCAAAAAUCGAAAAAGCUCGGAAAACAUUUCCUUCUUCAAUAAACCACCCGUAUGAUUGGAUACAAUUAAUUAAAUAUGCAGGAAAAAACAAAUUUUUGGUUGUAGAAAUGGCACAAGAUAUGUUUUAUGACUUCAACAGUUUGUUCAAAACAAGCUAUCAAAUGAAAAAAACUAACAUAAAUAAGGAAAAGUUUGUGUUUCGUGAUGUAAAGUGGAUUCGCUAUACUAAAAAUGAAAAAGGAAUAGUACACUACAAGACAUCAGUCGAUUUAAAUGCCAAAUUCCAUAAAUUGAAUCUAAACAAAAGAAAUCCAGUUUCAAUGAACAUUCCAAAAGCAUAUGAUGAUGAUUUAUUUAUAACUGAAGAAAAAAAAAAGGAUCUUAUGUCUUUAUUAAAGUUUAUACCAGAAACAUUUCAUAAUUUCUAUAAAAACUUAAAAUCAAACAAAAAUACGGUCGACCCUAUAAUAUCUGAUGAAGAGUAUUAA